GAUCCCUGGCUCCACCACGAACCCCCGCCGACCCUCGCUUAACCCUGGCAAAGACCGCUGGCUGUACCACGAACCCCCGCCGACCCUUGCUUAACUCUGGCAUAGACCCCUGGUUCUUCCACGAACCCUCGUCAACUCUUGCUUAACUCUGGCAUAGGCCCCUGGCUCCACCGGACAGGCAACUCAUUCUGCCCACGGCCGCUGCAUGUCUUGGAAUGGACACCUGGCUAAACCAGGACCCGGAACCAGGUCUUGAUCCACUCGGCUCAUUUUUGGCUAUGAAACAAGGGAUGAGAACAUUUCCCUCCGGAAAGUCAAUGUUUUCUGGUAGCACAAACUAACCCAGGCUACUCGCGGUGUAUAUGAUCUGGACAUCGAAAACCCGGCAAAUGGCUCUCAUUAAAAACACUCUCCCCAAACAAGAGCUAUCUUCAGAACCACCGAAUUCUGCGGAAAAAAAUGUUAGUGUCUCGCUCCACCCCGCGCAGAACACUGCCAAGGGGACAAUCUUCACUCCUCAAAUUCAAUUUAUGACCGGGGCAAAACAUUGAAUGGCUUCGUGCAAAGAAGGUUUGUAACGUCCCCGUCCCACAACAUCCAGAGAUAGCCAAAGUUGUGACACCAGUCUGCUCGUCCUCACUUCCCAAACAAAUCCACUACCGGAAACUCUCAUUGCUGGCCAUCAUCGCAUCUCUGCCCCAGUUUUCACUCCGAACCCUAUCCGCUCCUGCAAGUGGUAACGAUUCGCUCAUGGGAGCAAAAUAUGCAGAGUGCUCGCUGUCAGAAGUGUGUAUACUAUGCAUAAUGUAUACAAGAGCUAUACAAUCCUGAGUAUAUAUAGAUGUGCAACGUACUUUUCCCACCAACAAAAAAAAACAGUGUAGUGGCCACCUAGACCCGGUAAGGGCUUCACACUUUUCAUUUGGAUGGUUUAUGAAUUUGAUCUAAGUUGGCCUCAGAUGACCUCCAGGUCACCCUAAAGUGGAGUUUUUGUGCCUGGAAUAGUUUGUUCCACACCAGCACCUUGCACAGUGACGUAGUUAAAAGCACAUUGUGAAGAAAACAGAAAAGUGUCGUUCUUUUGGACCGCCGGUAGACCAAUUUUGAGCGGUGACCUGAUCUGAACUGGCCUUUUUAGGGAAAAAAAUGGUCGCAAUGGACACCGCACAGUAUUAACACUUACUUAUGUGCCCUCAAGAUCCGUCUUGACGUGUUAACAUAUGUUUUAACUGCAUCUAUCAGAACGACCUUUUUUACUUCGUGGCCUCCGGUGACCACACGUUUGACCUAGGUUAAAGAACGCAAUGUGCACCCUUCAUGAUUUGACGAGACCUUCACAACAGCAUUUUUUUUUCUCACGCGACGUCUGGAAUUUGGAGAUACAAGGGGGAGUGAACUUCCUCUCUCCCCUCGAUCUCUCCCCUCCUCCUCUCGGCCGGGCACGGUUGUCUGAGACCCCGGCCGGGCGCAUGCUAAAACUCAUCGGCAAAUUUGGAAUGUAUGUCAACUAAUAAUUUCCUCAAGUUCAUGUCUGUGACUGUAUUUUAUCGAGAGGGCGAGCAUAGGAUCAUGUUCAUGGAAGACAUAACAGCAUGCUCAUCACUUACUCAACGUUCCGUCAAGCACAAACUUCCACACGUUCUGCAAAGUUAAAGGUAACUGGCGCGAAGAUGCACGUGAUCUUUUUUUACCUGUGUCUGGCAAGUUACGUUUCCCAAAUAUCAGGAAAAGGAAAAUUCGAUCAGUUCAGAACGCAUAAGGUAUCUGGUAUUGAGAUUGACCCGAAGGCAUGGAAGAUACAUGAAAUAUGCGCAGCGCUCUCAGUGCGGUCCUGUUCAACUGUGUCGUCAGUACUUUGUGGGCUCACUUCGGCCAUCACCACUUGGGUCUAGCUUCUGCUUCUCGGGAAGACAAUCGAAGCUGUUAUGAUCCUCACGUGAAUCUAGAUGUUGUCGGCGGAAAAUACGAGCUAAACCACUGGCCUCGUUUUGAAGAAAUUGAGAAGUGUAUCCGUGGACUAGACCCAGUAACCAGGAGCAAACAUCUCGUGCCGCAUCCAUGUGCAGGUCGUGUGCGCGUAAGUCUGAAGCUCGUGGACUUGCAGGACAUCAAUGUGGCUGAGAACCUGAUUUCUAUGAAGAUCACGUAUCUUGAACAAUGGAAGGAUCCUAGGAUUAUACUACCCGUUUUGAUGAACACACAGUGUGGGACCAAUGGUACGCUGAGAUCCAUGAUGUAUUUAGAGCCUCCGGAAUUCUACCGCACUCGGCUUUGGACUCCGGAUUUUUACAUAAAAGCUGUUGUUCGCGCGAAAUCGUUAAAAUUUAUCAAAAGAUACCAAGCACUAAUUUUGCACAGGACCAGGGCUAUUCAGAAUAUCGUAACGCUCAAUGUUGAUAUGAUGUGCGAUAUGAAUUUCGAGCAUUAUCCAUUUGAUACUCAAAUUUGCAACGUAACCAUUGAGAGUUUCGGCACAUUUUACGACCGCAUUGCCAUUUUGUGGCAUUCAGGUGGCGUAGAAUUGCUCCCAGAAUUCAGUUUAGCAGGGUAUGAAGUGGAUGUUAUGCCUCAAAAACCGACUGCAGUACGGUACGCCGGUUACACGUUCCCGCGGGUUACGGUCACGCUCUCUUUUCGCCGCAUUCGCAUGAAGUACAUCCUUCUUAUUUACAUCCCCAGCUUGCUGCAUUUUCUCAUCGCGUGGCUCGCCUUCUUCCUUCCGAAAGAAGUGUCCCAGGGGCGAUGCAUCAUUAACUGCUCCACGACACUGUCUCUGGUCAGCAUGUUAUCCGUGUAUACCCGGAACAGUCCUCAUGGUGGUUAUGUCAAGGCGCUUGAUGUUUGGUGUUAUUUCUCCGUUUUCUUCCAAUUUCUCUGCACUCUUGAUGCCAUGAUAGAUACCCGCCUGCUCUACGCAGCGUCUAACAUUAAGCGCAACCCUGUGGAAGCAGGCACUCGCCACGUUUGGGACUUGGUCACCGACGCCAGCAACUGGCUGGGAAAAGAGGUGCGUCUAGUGCGCACACAAGACGAAGGCAAGGGAUUCGACGAGACACUGCGCGACAUGCGGCGGCUGCACAGAGAAUAUCGGUUGGCGAUGGCUGAGUCCUCCCAAGAGACCAAGCUGAAGCCAGGGUUUAAAAGGCAGAAUAUAAUCCAGUCGAACUACCGCUUCUCGCCUCGGUACUACCGCUUUCUCAAGCUGCUCGUGAUGUACCAGGAAUGGUCUCAGUAUCUCUGUCUGGCGUGGUACCUGAUAUUUCUCCUGGGAUAUUGGGUGCUGUACGUGCCGUAAGUAAUUAGCUCGGCAUUCUUGUUGACGUGCGUGCUGGCGAGCAAUAUAAGGCUGAUGUGUGCUUGGUAUGUUUCAAGAAAUGACGAUAUGCUAGUGCAAGAAAUGACGCCACGCUAGACAGGCCUAGAAAGGUCAAUGGAGGACGCUGAAGCGACACAUGGCAAGAAUUCAUCCGAGGCUUCCUGCUGUCAAGAGGAACAGUGGCUUUGGGGUAAGAGAUCAGGUAUCGCCGGCAUAGGCUUCGCACACUACCUGCCGCGCAGCAGAUUGAACGAUGAUAAUGAUAAUGAUUUGGGCUUUUGCGGCGCACCGACUACGUUGGUCAUAUGGUGCCCAUAACCUACUUGUUAUCUAACAGUUGCCCGAAAAAGCGGGGAGAUAAGGUUACGUUUGACAUACGGCAUGAAAUUGUAUGACUUCAAGAUAACUAAACAUGCCACCGUCAUUCACUGAGCUGGUGUCGUCUCCCAACAUACCGGCUUUUUGUACUAUAUUCUGUUCAUUGAGACACCGCCAACCAGUCAGUUC
Molecule: messenger RNA, 3823 nt
Organism: Pollicipes pollicipes
Lineage: Eukaryota; Metazoa; Arthropoda; Thecostraca; Pollicipedomorpha; Pollicipedidae
Product: ligand-gated ion channel 50-like
Exons: 1
Coding region: 1808-3295 (495 amino acids)
Biological process (GO): monoatomic ion transmembrane transport
Cellular component (GO): membrane
Molecular function (GO): transmembrane signaling receptor activity; extracellular ligand-gated monoatomic ion channel activity
Source: RefSeq, a predicted model, not a curated record